Conger conger (European conger) is the source of this 1785-nucleotide messenger RNA. Its product is annotated as tubulin beta-4B chain-like. Gene Ontology annotation, biological process: mitotic cell cycle; microtubule cytoskeleton organization. Gene Ontology annotation, molecular function: GTP binding; GTPase activity; structural constituent of cytoskeleton. NCBI's taxonomy places the organism in Eukaryota, Metazoa, Chordata, Actinopteri, Anguilliformes, Congridae. The transcript is spliced from 4 exons. The record is from RefSeq and is a predicted model, not a curated record. The coding region runs from base 119 to 1453 and encodes 444 amino acids. Gene Ontology annotation, cellular component: cytoplasm; microtubule.
GCAGCACACUACGAGCGCAUCAGCCGACUCGUCGUCGUCAGACGUCGUGAUCCGGCAUCAGGAGCGGACCCAUCGCAGAACCUUUUUAAUUCUAAAUCCCCUUGCUUCCAACACCAAAAUGCGCGAAAUUGUCCAUCUGCAGGCAGGACAAUGUGGAAAUCAGAUCGGAGCCAAGUUCUGGGAGGUGAUCAGUGACGAGCACGGUAUCGACCCCACAGGGACAUACCACGGUGAUAGUGACCUGCAGCUAGACAGGAUCAAUGUAUACUACAAUGAGGCCUCAGGUGGGAAGUUUGUUCCCCGGGCCAUCCUGGUGGACCUUGAGCCCGGUACCAUGGACUCCGUCCGCUCCGGGCCGUUCGGACAGAUCUUCAGGCCAGAUAACUUUGUGUUCGGCCAGAGUGGUGCCGGCAACAACUGGGCGAAGGGCCACUACACAGAGGGAGCGGAGCUGGUGGACUCGGUCAUGGACGUGGUGAGGAAGGAGGCGGAGAGCUGUGACUGCCUGCAGGGCUUCCAGCUCACCCACUCCCUGGGCGGGGGUACAGGCUCCGGCAUGGGCACCCUGCUCAUCAGCAAGAUCCGGGAGGAGUACCCCGACCGCAUCAUGAACACGUUCAGCGUGGUGCCCUCGCCCAAGGUGUCGGACACGGUGGUGGAGCCCUACAACGCCACGCUGUCCGUGCACCAGCUGGUGGAGAACACGGACGAGACCUACUGCAUCGACAACGAGGCGCUCUACGACAUCUGCUUCCGCACGCUCAAGCUGACCACGCCCACCUACGGCGACCUCAACCACCUGGUCUCGGCCACCAUGAGCGGGGUCACCACCUGCCUGCGCUUCCCCGGGCAGCUCAACGCCGACCUGCGCAAGCUCGCCGUCAACAUGGUGCCCUUCCCCCGCCUGCACUUCUUCAUGCCCGGCUUCGCCCCGCUCACCAGCAGGGGGAGCCAGCAGUACCGCGCCCUCUCCGUGCCCGAGCUCACCCAGCAGAUGUUCGACGCCAAGAACAUGAUGGCGGCCUGCGACCCGCGGCACGGCCGCUACCUCACCGUGGCCGCCGUGUUCCGCGGCCGCAUGUCCAUGAAGGAGGUGGACGAGCAGAUGCUGAACGUGCAGAACAAGAACAGCAGCUACUUCGUGGAGUGGAUCCCCAACAACGUCAAGACCGCCGUCUGCGACAUCCCGCCCCGCGGCCUCAAGAUGGCCGCCACCUUCAUCGGCAACAGCACCGCCAUCCAGGAGCUGUUCAAGCGCAUCUCCGAGCAGUUCACCGCCAUGUUCCGCCGCAAGGCCUUCCUGCACUGGUACACGGGAGAGGGUAUGGACGAGAUGGAGUUCACCGAGGCCGAGAGCAACAUGAACGACCUGGUGUCCGAGUACCAGCAGUACCAGGACGCCACCGCCGAGGAGGGGGAGUUUGAGGAGGAGGGCGAAGAGGAAGUGGCCUGAGCUUCUCUCCGUCCCUUCCCUUCACCUCUUUUUUCUCCAUAUUUCUCCUCUCCUCUGUUCUCCCUCUUCUCCCUGUGGUUAACCCGAAGAGCACACACCCAUUUUUGCUCAUGAUAAUUGUAGGAAGAGUUAUUGGUGACGUUUUUGUUAUUGUUGUUUUUUUUUUUUUUUUUUAGUUGUUGUUGUUAUUUGUGCUAUUUUCCAUAGAAUCAGUGCUGAAUUUUCACUGUCACGCUGUGACUCAGUAUAAUGAUCAGCGAACAGGAGGAAUAAACAAGUAAUAAUAAAACGUUAGUUGCUUUACUUUCAUGCAAUAAAGACCUAAAUUAAUA